This is a messenger RNA of Cryptosporidium ubiquitum, 3774 nucleotides long. Its product is annotated as ATPase. Gene Ontology annotation, cellular component: membrane. Bases 1 to 3774 code for a protein of 1257 amino acids. Gene Ontology annotation, molecular function: nucleotide binding; copper ion binding; P-type divalent copper transporter activity. Gene Ontology annotation, biological process: copper ion homeostasis. The transcript has 2 exons. Lineage: Eukaryota; Apicomplexa; Conoidasida; Eucoccidiorida; Cryptosporidiidae. The record is from RefSeq and is a predicted model, not a curated record.
AUGAAUUCCCUUGAUUUGCAAGUUAAUGGAAUGACAUGUAUGUCAUGUGCCACCACAAUAAAGAAUUUACUAUUACACUACAAAUUUGUGAAAGAUGUUGAAAUAAAUAUCAUAUUAAAUAGUGUACGUGUAAUUUUGAACAAUAAAAUCACACUUGAUGAAAGAAAAAAGAUUUGUGAUACAAUUAAUAAUGCAGGAUUUAUUUGCUUAUUAAAAUCAAGUACAAUCAUGAAUAAUGUAUUAUCUUUAAGCAUUGAUGAUGUUAAGUUAGAAGAGAGAAGUUUAGAAAGUGAAAUAGUUUAUGGAAGUUCAAAAGAUAUAGCUGAACAAAUUUUAAAUAGUAAGGGUAUAAAGUUUUUAAAGCUGCACCAAAUACCCAUUGAAGAUAUGAAGAUAAUUGUCAAAGCGUUGGAAAACAAAACAGGAAUAAUUACUAUCAUAAGUUAUUUAAAAUGGGGUCAGUUAUGUAUUUUAUUUGAUGAAAAUCAGAUUACCAUCAUGCAAAUCCAACAAAUUCUAGAAAAAUCGGAUAUUUGGAUGUUAAGUUAUAUGAAGUUUUACUGUUUGUUUGGCAAGGAAAAGCUUUCAUGUGUAAACAAGCUUAGAAUCAAGUGCAUUUUCCGUUUGAAUUCCGACAGAGAAGGUAUAGGCUUAAUUCAAAAGAUAUAUAAUUGUUUGAGAAGAAGAAAUGCAAAUAUUGAGUUUAUUAAAGACUUUACAACAAGUAUCGGCUGUAUUGUGAGUGGAAUUUUCGGGAUAUAUAAUGUCUCCAUAGAAAGAAUGAAUGAAAGUAAUUUAGAGAGAAAUCUUGUUCUGAUGAUUAAUAUCGAAUAUAAUCCUUACUUUAUUUCAGGACGGAAUCUACUACAAUAUAUGAAUGAAGUGUUAAAAAACUAUGUUAAUGAACCUAUUCUAGAAGAACAAGUUGUUGAAAAUAAAUUAAAGCAGUAUUCUCACAGAUUGGUUAAUUCUAUGCAAAUUAUUACAAAAAGUAAUUUGGAUGAAAGUGUUAAUUACUCAAGCCUGCAAAAAAUUAAAGAUAAAGAAUCUCGAUACUUUGUCAUUUGUUUCACAUUUUCAUUAAUUUUAACAAUCCUAGUAUUAAUGUAUAAUUUCUUUGGUGACAAAGCCUUUAUGUCCAAGUUUACAAGAAUAAUCUCUUUUAAUUUGAUCAAGUCUUUACAAGAGCAGACAGUAUUAUUAGGGAUCAGCUGGAAAUAUAUGGUAACUUUAAUUUUAGUUACUCUAGUAGUAUAUUUAUGUGGUUAUACAUUUCAUAAAAAAGGAAUCAAGAGUAUGUUGCAUUUGAAUCCAAAUAUGUACAGCUUAAUCUCACUUGGUACAAAUACAUGUUAUUUGUAUUCACUUUAUAUAAUGGUCUAUAUCUCAAUUAUAUCAUCAAAAGAAACUGGAAAUAUAAAAAUAUAUUCAGAUAAGCUACCCAACUUUUUUGAUAUUGCUUGUAUGCUUAUUACAAUUAGUUUAUUUGGAAGGAUUUUAGAUGUACAUUCAAAUCUGUUGAUAUUAAGAAUCAUUAAUAAUAAUACUAAUGGAAAUGAGGUUACUGGUGAAAAUGGAGAUUCUAUGAGAUAUAAUAUAAAAGACAGUUUUCAAAUAGUUAGUGAAACAAAAUUUGAAUCUCUCGAAAAGACUUAUUAUCAUUUCUCAAAUUCCGAAAAUUGUCAGGUAUUACCACUAACAUUUUCAAAAGAGAAUAAUAAAAUUAGGGGACUUUAUUCAAAAUAUCAAAAUACAGAAAGAGGACAAAAAAUGAAUACUACAAGUAUUGACUCUAUUUGUUUGGAUGAUAUUUCACCUCAAUCUAUGGAAAUGAAGGAGGAGAGCUCAAUCAUUAACAAAAAAGUCAAUGUUGAUUUAAUAGAUUUAGGAGAUAUUAUUAUAAUGAAAAAAGACGAAAUUGUUCCAUAUGAUGGAAUUGUUGUUUCUGAUGAUAUUGCAGUCUUAGAUGAAUCAAUGAUUACUGGUGAAAGUAGAAUCAUAGAAAAGUUGUAUGGAAAUUAUAUAUCAAGUGGGAGCAGGGUAUUGUCAGACAAUGUAUAUAUAUUUGUAACUGAAGUUGGUACUGAAAGUACUUUAGGAAAGAUUCAAAAGCUAAAGAUUAAAGCCAGAGAGAGUCAAAUAAAACUACCUGGGAUUGUUGAUAAAUUCUCAAGAUACUUUGUACCUUCGAUAAUAUUAUUAUCUAUAAUUGCUUUCAUAAUUUGGUUUAUGCUGGCUUAUUUUAACAAAGUAAAUCCAGAAAGAAUGUUCAAUACUGACAGAAUUAAUUUUUAUACAGAAUUUGAUAAUAUUUUCAAGGAUUUCCCAAUCUCAUCUAAAGUUAUGUUUGCAUUGCAUUUCUCACUCUCUAUAUUGGCAAUAUCAUGCCCAUGUGUAAUAGGCAUUACUGUACCUAUUGCUGUUCUUAUUUCAACUUCACUAACUUCAAAGAAGAAUAUAUUGGUUCAAAAUACUAAUAUUUUUAAUAAUAUAGGAUUUGUAGACAAUAUAGUGUUUGACAAGACUGGAACUUUAACAAAUGGAAGGCCAAGUGUUAAAUCUAUUAUUAUGGAUGAAGAAAAUAUUAGGGAAUUAUUGGAUUCUACCUUUAAUAAUGGAACUAAUUAUGAUUAUAAUGGAUGUAACUCAAAAUGGACAAAACCAACAGAUUUAGAUUUUUCUAUAUCUUCUAUAGAGACAUUUUAUAUUAAUAAGAAUCCCAAUAAACCAAAAAAUAAUAUUUUAACAGAAGAAUUAAUAGAGUCCUAUUUGAAAUUUUGGUGGAUUAUUGGUUCUUGUGAAUAUUAUAACAAUCAUCCUGCUGGAAAUGUAUUAAAAUCUUUUUCAAUUCGAUUAUUUAAUAAUAAAGAACAAUACAAAUUUAUUCAACCUAGUGAUUGUAGAUAUAUUCCAGGAGUAGGUAUGACAUGUAUUAUUAAUAAUAUGAAGGUUUUAAUUACAAACCAAUAUAAACAUCUUGACGAAGACUUUAGUUUAGUUUCAGUAAAUUCUAAGGAAUACAACCAUUAUUUAAAAAGUCCAUCCAACACAUUGGAAAUUUCUUUGGAUAAUCCUGAAAAUAAUAUUGUAGAACAUUCAUCAUUGUAUCUACAGAAUUGGCUUAAAUAUUGGUCAAAAAAAGGAUCAAUAAUUAUUUACAUAUUUAUAGGUGAUUUAAAUAAUUUCAAAGAAAAUGAGCAGGGAAUAAUUAAUGUCAGACAGAUGAAGUUAAUUGGUGCAGUUUCUAUGAUUGAUGAACCAAUGUUUGGAGUAGAAUCUACUAUUAAUUAUAUAAAGAAAAAUAUAACAGAGCAAAUAUGGCUAUGUUCAGGAGAUUCCUUUUAUACAUCUAAUUCAAUUGCAUCAAUAGUUGGAAUUGAUUCUGAUAAGAUUAUGAGUAAUUCAACUCCCAACGACAAGCUUCAUCUUAUUCUAGAUCUUCAGUCAAAUAAAGAUCUAAAUAAAAGCUCUAAUAUUGAUUUUAACUUUGAUUUAAAUAAUGAUAAAGUUGACAAAGAAUUUUUCAAAUCCUUUGAUUUAGAGUAUCCAAAAAAGAAAGAAGAGAAUAGGAAGAGAAUUCAAAAUAAAUCAAAGAAAAAUUUAAAAAGAGUAAUGAUGAUUGGGGACGGGAUAAAUGACUCAGCUUCUAUAGAAGCUGCAGAUAUUGGAAUACUUCUGGGAAAAGGCGGGAUAAAUAAUUUUACACAUGCAGAUGUAAUUAUAUUGUCAAAUUAUCAGAAUAAUAUUAAAUUUUUAUUUAAGCUUGGAAAGUAA